Messenger RNA from Folsomia candida, 2348 nucleotides. RefSeq lists its product as uncharacterized. Lineage: Eukaryota; Metazoa; Arthropoda; Collembola; Entomobryomorpha; Isotomidae. The transcript has 6 exons. Bases 1698 to 2216 code for a protein of 172 amino acids. The record is from RefSeq and is a predicted model, not a curated record.
CAACCUGGAGAAAAUAAUAAUUCCAACAUAUCAGAAAAUGCAACUUAUAACAUACAUAAAUAUAAUGCAUAAAAAAUGCAUAUAUGUAUGUACGCACAGUCUUAUGUACAUGCAAAUGAAUUCAAAUAGACACUAAAAAAACUGCAUUCGAAUUAUUAGCAUAAACUCGUUCAUAAACUGUAAAGAUAGGCUUGGCCUUGGAAGAGUAUCGAUACAAUCCUUACACAAUUUUUGAAAUUUAAAUUUUGAAGGAAUGGAAAGGGUGGGUCUUACUUCCUUCUUAAUUAUUUCCCAGUGCCCUUUGGUCCUUCCUUAGUCUAUAAUAUGCGUGCAUAUAGACUCACGCGUACGUACUCACAGCCUGUAUUCUUGAAACUUUUAUUGCCGAAUUCUACCAAAUCCGUUCGCAUGAAAUGAAACUUCCCUCAGGCUACCAGUUAAGGAUACACAGUUUCCACAAGUCUUUCUAUUCUUUCACUUUCUUCUCUCUGACUUGAUCGAGUUACUCGAUUUUAAAACACCUCCUAAAUACAGUAAGGUUUCUGUUAAACAUGAAAACCUUAAGGCAGUGUCAAACCUGGGGGACUUCUUCCACCCUUACAAUCUUAGUAAUUGUAAUUGGAAUAAUUUCCCCAACACGGUCUGACAAGCUGGAAGACAAUAAUUGCAACAGAACUUGGGUUCUUGGCCAAGUCAGAGAUUACUUGGAACGGGACGAUUUUGCGGAAAUUAUGACCAAAGAAAUUUAUGGCGAACGGAUGAAUCCGCUCAUAUUUUGGAACAACUUACAAUUAAUAAGUAGCAAAUUUGACAUUUGCCACUCCGAUGAAGCAAUCUACCUUCGAAAGUAUUGCUACGAUUGGCCACAUACGGCACAGCAAGUGAAUGACGAUGUUGUCAAGAUUUUUGCAAAUGAGAUCCUAAUGUCUAGUAAGAAAAUAUGAUAGGACUUAAUCGCGAGUAUUUAAGGGGAGGCUUCAGAACUUUUCAUAAUUUAUUUUUAAAGGAAUGAUUUGAGUAAAAUUUGUUCGCAACAAAAACGAGAUAUUUGAGAAGUUGUAGUGGUUUCAUACUGUGUGAAUUUUAACCGGUAGAUAAAUAACGAAGGCAGUACUAUACUUUGGAAAAGGGGGAGGGGGGUAAAUGGCCCCACAAUAUAGUCAACUAUAUAUGAAAACUAUUGGAACCACAAUAUUCAGAAUUGGGGCACGAAUAUGACGUGCGUGGGCAUUGGGCAAGUGUUUUUAUCGAAUAUUGCCUACCUAAUUUUCGUAUGAAACUUGAAGCCUCCCCUUUAAAAAAACAAGACAAUAAUUUAUUUCACAAUUGUAACGUCCGGAUCGAAAACUACUUCCUCAACCAUUGUUUUAAAAAAACGACCUCGGGUUUUCAAAUACUGUAAACUUUAAAAAAUUGGUUGCGGAGGUUGUUUUAUAUCCCGACUUUGCAAUUUCGUUAUCAGUUUAUACAGACCCACACCCAUUCGUUUCGCAAUAGGUUGACUUCACUCGAGCCACGAAACGAUCUCCGCUAAAAUCUGGGAAGAUGGCGAUGCAUUAUUCGAACUGAUUACCCCGAUUCCAGUAAAGGAAGAUGACUUUACUUAUGCAUACUAUUACUUGGACAGCCUCCUGGCGAGACUGCUAGCCCCCUCGUAUGCGGAGGAAGUUGGAUGGAAUUCUACCUCUAACUCGGUUAUGAAGAUCAACUUUAGCAUGGCAAUAAAAGAACGGCUGGAAAAGGACGAAAUAGCAAAACGCGAGGACCAGGAAUGGAAGGCGAAUAUAACUGUCCAAGUUUCAAAUAUAACUGCCCAACUUUCAAACCUCACUGACCAACUGAAUAUAUUAAAAUACGAUAUGAAUUAUUUUCAUACAAACCUUUCUACACCAAUCGUACAUCCUGAUAAAGAAACAGCUUCCGAUUUUGAAAAAUGUUCGCCAAUAUGCGGACCGGUCUCCAUCGGAAGGUCUGGAUCUUUCACGGAUAAUAAACCAAUACGAGAUUGCUGCUACAUCAAUUACCAGUAUGUCGAUGGUUACUGUCAACAGCAUACACCUCUGUGGGCUGUCCAUAACCCAAUUGAAGCAUGUGACAGUUUAUGCAGCCACCGAGGAUUCGAGGACCAGUUAAACGUCUGUUGUGGCCGACAUGGUUUCGCAUUCGGAUUUUGCGAUAACUGGAACCACGCCGUUUGUUGGAAGUUCAUACAAUAAAUAUACGAAUAUACAAUAUGUUUAUUCUAAAACACAAAUAUCAUUUUUAUGAAUGACACAGCUUCAUGAAAUUCAAGUUUACCAAUUUAUGUAUAUCUUGCAUGCUUUAUUUCCCAACCAAAAUUGCAAAUG